Messenger RNA from Thamnophis sirtalis, 1200 nucleotides. Lineage: Eukaryota; Metazoa; Chordata; Lepidosauria; Squamata; Natricidae. The record is from RefSeq and is a predicted model, not a curated record.
CACACAACCCUUAUGCGCCCAUGAAUGAAAUUGAGUUUGACACCCCUGGUCUAGAAGAUGUUCACCAAAUGUCCUCGGUUGCAGGUAUCCUGGAGAGCUGUGUCGUGGGGUCUUGGUCUACAAUUUAUCCUUGGAAUCUUCAUCAUCCGAACUGAACCUGGAUUUCAGGCUUUCCAAUGGCUGGGCAAUCAGAUUCAGACUGUGAAGUGGUAUAUACGUGGCAUUGCUAUUCUCAUUUUAGGCUACCUGGCCUACUUCAUUGCUGCUUGUUACCUGGACUACCAGCGAGCUUUGGCCCUGAUCGUUUUGACAAGCCUGGCUGUUGCUUUCCUUGCCUAUAGCUUAGUCAAAAAAUAUUUGGGAGCCAAGAUUAUCCAGAUGUUGAGCCCCUGCAGCAAAUGCUGUCAGAAGGCCUGGCGGUGGCUGAAAUGUUGUCCUGGCUUCUGCAAAUUACAAUGGGCACAGCGGCCACCGAAUCUCUGAGCGUGGUGGGGAAUGUAUUUGUGGGGAUGACCGAAGCACCCUUGCUCAUCCGUCCCUACCUGGGGGACAUGACACGUUCAGAAAUCCAUGCUGUGAUGACCGGUGGCUUUGCUACCAUUGCUGGUAGUGUGAUGGGCGCAUACAUUUCAUUUGGGAUUGAUGCCUCGUCUCUCAUCGCAGCCUCAGUAAUGGCAGCACCUUGUGCUUUAGCUAUGGCCAAACUUGUCUAUCCAGAAGUGGAACAGUCCAAAUUCCGAAGCCACGAAGGCAUCACAAUUGCCUGCGGGCCAACCACUUUCCUUACAACGCUCCUAAAAGAAUUGUCUUCUGGCUUUCAGCUGAUCUGCUCCUACGUCCUGAUGCCUUUAGCCUUCUUGUUAGGGGUGAGCUGGGAAGAGGCUUCCCGGGCUGCUGAGUUGCUGGGAGUCAAGUUCUUCUUGAAUGAAUUUGUGGCCUACCAGCAAUUGUCGGUCUACAAACAGAAUCGUCUGAUGGGUCUGCCCGAGUGGGAUGGUCCUCAAAAGCAGUGGAUUUCGCCCAGAGCUGAAACCAUAAUAACCUUUGCUCUGUGUGGAUUUGCCAACCUGAGCGCUAUUGGGAUCAUGCUGGGCGGCUUGACUCCGAUGGCACCGCAACGCACGAGUGAAUUUUCCAGCGUCGUCCUGCGAGCCUUGCUCACCGGAGCCUGCGUCUCCCUCAUCAAUGCAUGCAUUGCAG